This is a messenger RNA of Vigna unguiculata (cowpea), 1783 nucleotides long. Its product is annotated as cytochrome P450 71D11-like. The record is from RefSeq and is a predicted model, not a curated record. Gene Ontology annotation, molecular function: monooxygenase activity; heme binding; iron ion binding. Lineage: Eukaryota; Viridiplantae; Streptophyta; Magnoliopsida; Fabales; Fabaceae.
GUAUAUAAAUCUGGUAGAAGGAUCACAAACACACUGCAAAUCUAAUCUGCUUCCCUUCCUUCCUAUUACGUCUACUGUUUCUCUGUUCCUUCUCUGUUAUACUUCCAUGGCUGAAUUAGUUCUCUACUUUUCAGCUCUUUUCUUCUGUGUCUUCACAACCCUUAUACUCAGAAAAUUAGGAAAGAAAGCUGAUGACACAGCCACACCCUCUAACAUGCCCAAUGGGCCUACAAAGCUACCUAUCAUAGGUAACAUACACAACUUGGUAUCCUCUCAUCCACAUAGAAAAUUAAGAGACCUGGCCUUAAAAUAUGGACCCUUGAUGCAUCUCCAACUUGGAGAGGUUUCUACCAUUGUCAUUUCAUCCCCUGAGUGUGCUAAGGAAGUGAUGAAAACCCAUGACAUUAACUUCGCCACAAGGCCUAAAGUCCUGGCCAUUGAUGUACUGAAUUAUAACUGCACAAGCAUCGCUUUUGCUCCUUAUGGAAAUUAUUGGAAGGAGGUAAGAAAAAUUUCCAUGUUGGAGUUCUUAAGCCAAAAACGUGUGAACUCAUACGAGGCAAUAAGAGAAGAGGAACUGUUCAAUCUUGUGAAGUGGAUAGAUGCACAGAAAGGAUCCCUCGUCAACCUCACUGAAGCUGUACUUUCAUUCAUUUAUACAAUUGCUUCAAGGGCUGCCUUAGGUAAGAAAUUCAAAGACCAUGACAACUUUAUAUCAGUUAUUACAAAAUUAACCAAACUUGCUGGAGGUUUCUACAUCGGAGAUUUUUUUCCUUCUGCUGUUUGGCUGCAACAUGUAACUGGAAUGAGGCAGAAGCUCGAGAGGUUGCAUCAACAGGCUGAUCGGAUAAUGGAAAACAUUAUCAAUGAGGCCAAAGAUUACCAAAGGGAAGCAGCAAAUCUCUUGGAUGUUCUGAUACAGUACGAGAAUGGCAGCAAGCCGGAUUUUUCUUUAACCAGGAAUAACAUGAAGGCAAUAAUUAUGGACAUUUUUGGUGCUGGAGGUGAGACAUCAGCAACAACCAUUGAUUGGGCCAUGGCUGAAAUGAUGAAGAAUUCAAGGGUAAUGAAAAAAGCACAAGAUGAGGUUAGAGAGGUAUUCAACAUGAAAGGAAGGGUCGAUGAAAAUUCUCUGCAUCAACUAAAAUAUUUGAAACUAGUUGUAAAAGAAACCUUAAGAUUGCACCCUCCAACUCCUCUAUUGCUUCCAAGAGAAUGUGGUGAAACAUGUGAGAUUAGUGGCUAUAAGAUACCAGCCAAAAGCAAGGUGAUAGUGAAUGCUUGGGCAAUUGGAAGAGAUUCCAACUACUGGACUGAACCAGAGAGCUUUUUUCCAGAGAGAUUCAUUCACAGCCAUAUUGACUACAAAGGAAAUGACUUUGAGUACAUUCCUUUUGGAGCUGGAAGAAGGAUAUGUCCGGGAAUCACAUUUGCAUCCAGAGUUAUUGAAUUGGCCCUUGCAAGCUUGCUCUAUCACUUUGAUUGGAAGCUUCCAAGUGGAAUGAUAAAUGAAGAUUUGAACAUGACUGAGGACUUUGGAGUCACAGUUCGAAGAAAGCAUCAUCUGUUCUUGCUUGCCUUUCCUUAUCUUCCUCUCUCUGUCCCAUCAAUUUCACAUUAAGCAACAAACCCACCUGUCAUUUUUCGUUUAGUAGAUGCUUUCAGUUUUUAUAUUAGUUUUCAUCAUCAGUAGUAGUUCUUAGACUCUUUAAGUGUUAUUGUAAAAGUAUUCGUGCCAGAUUAAUGAAUUCAAAAGCAUGAAACUUCAGACUUAUACGUCUCA